GAGUGAUACUCAAACACACAACACAGCAGCAAAGGAACAAAACAAAAAAGCAAAACAGUGGAGAAAAUCUUCCCUCAAAAUCUAUCCCUCUUCCUCUUGCCCAGGCAUCAUUCUCCAGUCCUCCUCCUCUCUCUCCUUCUCCAUGCUAUUUAUACCUUAGAUCUUCAUUUCUCUCUAUAUAUAUGUUGUGCUGCCUUAUCCAGGAUUUUUCAUGCUGCUAUUGCUGCUGCUGCUGGUUGUGCUUUUGCAGAUCUUGCGGGGAGGGCCAUUUCUCGAUCUGUUUGGGCUUUUCAGAUUAGGGUUUCGCUGGUGUUUCCUUUCCAAUGUCGACUCCCUAUCCCAUUCCUGUCACGGCUGCUCAGGUUGGGACGUACUUUGUGGGGCAGUACUAUCAGUUACUACAGCAACAGCCGGAAUUCGUUUACCAGUUCUACAGUGAUACCAGCACUAUGCUUCGUAUCGAUGGCACUAUUAGAGAAAACGCCACUACAAUGCUCCAAAUCCAUGCGCUGAUUAUGUCAUUAAAUUAUGCUGGAAUUGAGAUAAGGACAGCACAUUCCUUGGAAUCGUGGAAUGGGGGUGUUCUUGUGAUGGUUUCUGGUUCUGUUCAAGUGAAGGAUUUCAGUGGACGGAGAAAAUUUGUGGAAACAUUUUUCCUUGCACCUCAGGAGAAGGGCUAUUUUGUCCUCAAUGAUGUUUUUCAUUUCAUUGAUGAGGAACAAAUUCACCACCAUCCAGCUGUCUUACUAGCCCAUAACAAUCUUGAAUCCAAACUUUAUGUUCCUACUGCUAUUCCAGAGCCAGUUCAAAAUUAUUUGAUGGGUGGAGAAAACCAGACUAGGGAGUUUGCUGCGCCCGCCGAAGCCAAGGAAAAUGGUGCAGUUGACAGCUACGGUUUCUCAGAGCAACAACCACAGCAAGUAAGUGAGUCUGAAAAUGUUCGGGAGGAAAAUUCUAUGGACUCAAAUGGUUCACUUCAAAACACAGUGACUACUGCAGAGGACCAACUGUCAGCUUCUGUUAAGGAACCUAUUGGGGAGACCCAGAAACAUACUUAUGCUUCUAUUUUACAGGUAGCUAAACGACAGUCCGUGCCAUCAGUUGCCCCACCUACUUCAGAUUUGAAUCAUGCUCCACAGCCCACUUCUCAGCAAGCAACUGUGACAUCAAAUUCAUUUGAAAAGUCCAGAGCAGAAACAUUUGAGGAGAUUUCAGCUUUAGAAGAUGGUGAAAUAAGGUCUGUGUAUGUAGGUGAAAUAAGGUCUGUGUAUGUAAGAAACUUGCCAACUACUGUAUCUGCAGCUGAAAUUGAGGAGGAAUUCAAGAAUUUUGGCAAAAUUGUACCUGAUGGUGUUGUCAUUCGAAGUCGCAAGGAUGUCGGUGUAUGUUAUGCAUUUGUUGAAUUUGAAGAUAUGACUGGAGUUCAUAAUGCAGUGAAGGAGGGUAGCACACAUGUUGCCGGGCGGCAAGUAUACAUUGAAGAGCGGAGACCAAAUAGCAACAUCCCAUCCCGUGCAGGAAGGGGAAGGGGUAGAGGCAGGGGUAGCUACCCAUCAGAUGCUCCAAGGGGUCGUUUUGGUGGUCGAGGUUUUGACAAAGGUGGUAGCUAUGAUGGAGGUGACCGAGACAACAGAUCAAGAGGAAAUGGUCAUGAUAUGCCAAAUCCCCGCCAAGAUAGAGGGUUCACGGGUUACCAAUUAUCAAGAAAUGGAGACAACCAUUGGGAGUAGACAGUUUAGUUUUAUUAACUAGGGAGAGAACAAAGUUUUGGGUCCAGCCAUUGCACUCAGCACAUUCAGCUUCAUUGGUUUCAAGAAUGAUAUAAUUUGUAUUUCCACAAGUCCGGUUAAUUUAGAUAAUGUCAGGCAUAUGAAUCACGCGUGUUUUCUUUGGUUUCUUGCUGAACAUUCAAAUUUUUAUAGCAACAUUUGCAAUUUUGAGAUUAUUUGAUUUAUGUAAAAUCUAACAUCUUUCUGGUUCAUGAAGUUAUUUACUUGGUUCAAUUUAUUUAUUUAUUAAGUUUUUAACA
Molecule: messenger RNA, 2029 nt
Organism: Manihot esculenta (cassava)
Lineage: Eukaryota; Viridiplantae; Streptophyta; Magnoliopsida; Malpighiales; Euphorbiaceae
Product: nuclear transport factor 2
Exons: 9
Coding region: 324-1730 (468 amino acids)
Cellular component (GO): cytosol; ribonucleoprotein complex
Molecular function (GO): mRNA binding
Source: RefSeq, a predicted model, not a curated record